Molecule: messenger RNA, 2218 nt
Organism: Nematostella vectensis (starlet sea anemone)
Lineage: Eukaryota; Metazoa; Cnidaria; Anthozoa; Actiniaria; Edwardsiidae
Product: alpha-ketoglutarate-dependent dioxygenase alkB homolog 4
Exons: 2
Coding region: 38-916 (292 amino acids)
Biological process (GO): oxidative demethylation
Molecular function (GO): demethylase activity; oxidoreductase activity
Source: RefSeq, a predicted model, not a curated record
CAGCUCUUGUUAGAAUCUUUGAUUGCACAAAAACAAUAUGGCGGACGAGAAUGAAAGUAUUGUUGAAUAUUUGUCUACAAAGUGUGGCUGCACUGGCAUACGUAGCUGUCUUUUCUGUAAAGAUAACACCAAGACAAGCCAGUCUACAACAUCAGUAGAUGAGGCAAAAACAAAAUAUUUAUUUUGUCAUUUGUGCAGUCAAACACUUCCACUUGGAGGAACUUGUUCGCAUGAACUGGGCGACUGUGGUCGGUACGGACCAUCGCUAGAUGGUAUUACCCUGAUAGAAGAUUUUGUGUCCCAAAGAGAAGAAGCUCGUAUUGUCCAAGUGAUAGAUGAGACAGUAUGGAAGCCUUCACAGUCCGGAAGACGAAAGCAGGAUUAUGGCCCUCAAGUAAAUUUCAAAAAGAAGAAAGUCAAAAUGUCUCAUUUUAAUGGUUUGCCUGCGUUCAGUGGGUUCCUUGUCAGGAGGAUGAACGACGAUGUGCCAGGGCUCAAAGACUUUGUUCCUGUAGAGCUGUGUAAUCUGGAGUAUGAUGAAGCUAGAGGGUCUUCCAUUGAUGCUCAUUUUGAUGACUUCUGGUUAUGGGGUGAAAGACUUGUUACCCUAAACUUACUCUCAGCAACACGGCUUACCAUGACAAAAGAUACUUAUGAAAUAUCUGUUCCAAUGCCUAGGAGAUCACUGAUUAUUGUCAGCGGAGCAGCUCGGCAUUUGUGGCAGCAUGCAGUCAAGAGGGAGGAUAUUUCUGGGCGUAGAAUUGCUAUAACACUAAGAGAAUUGUCAGAGGAGUUCUGCAAAGGAGGAAGGAAUGAAAACGUGGGUUUUCAGGCAAUUAAGACUGCUCUCACAUUUAAUGGGACAUCUGUUCAAUUGAAUAUUAGCUCAAAUGAAUCUACAAAUAAAACAAUAUAAUCUUAAUGUUUAUUACUUAUAUUUUUUUUUCUACGAACCAAAUCAAAGAUAUUUUGAAUCAACAGCUGAUUAACAUUGUUCAUUUUUUACCAAUCACCAUAGAAACAAAUUUCUAAAUCCCUAUUUGAUUUUUACUGAGAAUUUUUUUCUGCCCUUCCUCUCCUCCUAGCAAAUGCAUGAAACGAUUACCCCCCUCCCCCCCUAAAGUGUUUGUUAUUCAACAGGUUAUCUGGAUUUUUGUAACAAGUACAUAAGGGGGGUAGAAUAGAUAAAUGUGAGAAGGGGGCGGUAGAAGCAAAGGUAUCAUAAAUAAAUCCUUUUUCGGUCAAUUUCACCCUUGACUGGGUUAGCGCGCCUUUGUGCUACAUUCCAAAAGCAAUCAAUAACCCGUAGAUAGUAUGGCACGCUGCGGAGUGUCGUGAUCGGCCUGUCACGCGUGACUGCGACUAGCGGGGGAGACGUUACGCCUGCCGAUUUCUCGCUUCUGAUUGGUUGGUUGUGCGGGCGGGCCUUGUUGAUUUCCAUAUGUAAGAUACAUGCGCGGCGCUCGGUUCUUGCUACUUGUAGUUCACUCAGGGUGUGUUGUCGAUACGGUCUUCAAAGAUCUUUCACGUUUUUCUGCAACCAUGUCGAGUAAAACGCUAGAUAGAGUCAAGGAGAAGAUGAAUGCUGUUAAAAAUGCCAUUGAUGACGCCGAGGAUCGCGAGGCUGAGGCAAAGUAUCACUUGAAAGAAGCGCUCGAGAGAGGCGACAAGGCGGAGGAAAACAUCGAAGGGAUGAUCAGAAGGCGAAAGUUACUAGAAGACGAGCUUGCUAGAAUAACAGCCAGCUUAGAUCAAGCGACCCAACAACUGUUCGAGAAAAGAAACAAGACCGAAGAGGAACAAGCGACAGAAAAGGAAUUAGGCCAUAUGGAAUUGGAGAUUGAUGAGGUCUUGAAUGAGCGCGAGUGUCAGUGUAAGGAGGCUCUCGCUAUCGCAGAAGAAAAACACCAGAAUUACAUCGACGCGUGCAGAAAGCACACCAAAGCUCAACUAGAUUGCGACCGAGCUAAAGAAAGGCUCGAGAAAGCACAGGAAAGAAUAGAAAGUUUGGAAUAUGAUCUGCAUAGAGCCGGGGAAACCAUGGUCGAAUUAGAGGCUAAAGACGAGGUAGCGAGCGAAAGAGAGAUGGAAAGAGAAGAAAAGAUUGCAUUCCUGCAAGCGGAGUUGAAAAAACUGGUGGAGAGAGAAGAUAUAGCCGAACGAGAAGUCCAGAAACUGCAGAGAAUUAUUGACGAAGAAUGCAUAGAAAUGGAGCAAA